Molecule: messenger RNA, 3306 nt
Organism: Achroia grisella
Lineage: Eukaryota; Metazoa; Arthropoda; Insecta; Lepidoptera; Pyralidae
Product: leucine-rich repeat-containing protein 49
Exons: 12
Coding region: 97-2961 (954 amino acids)
Molecular function (GO): protein binding
Source: RefSeq, a predicted model, not a curated record
CUGCCUUUUGUACGAAUUUAUUUUACUAAAAUAAAAUUGUAUAAACCGGGGCCAAUUAUAUAUGUUUCUACACGUAGAUAAUAGUGUAUAUUUGUAAUGCAUACAUACAAUCGCGGAAAUAUUAGAAAAAUAUCGUUUCGCACAAGAGGACGAUCUGCUCAAUCCCUCGAUACAAAUACUCCUAUAGAUCAAGGGGCUGCUGGAGAUAAUCGACUUUUCCUACAAAUUAAACCUGCGAUUGCCGAUCCAAGGACUGCGCUUACGCGAUCACAUACAACACUAACAGGAAAUGACUUUCUUCAUAAAGAUGACGUCAGAGAUGAUAUGGUUAACUUACAAGCGGUGGGAGAGGGAAAGGUGCAACUAUCACGGACACCACAAGAAAAGGAUCGACUACCGGAUAGAAUAACUUUAGACAGGAGAGGAUUGUCAUCUAUUCCUCAUAUCGUUGGAGAACCAGGCUUGAGACUAUUAUCACUACAACAUAAUUUAAUAAACAGCCUGUCUGGAUUAUCACCUCUCGAUUUGGGUAAACUAGUGUUUCUGGAUGUUUACGACAAUCAAAUAGACAAGAUCCAUUCUUUAGAAAGACUAUUUAGUUUAAGAGUACUUUUACUUGGGAAAAACAGGAUCAAAAGAAUAGAAGGAUUAACAAAUCUCAUAAAAUUGGAAGUUUUAGAUUUACAUGGAAACAGAAUAAGUAAAGUAGGUGGACUGUCCAACUUAAAUGAUCUAAAAGUACUUAAUUUGGCUGGUAACCAGAUAAAAUGCAUUGGCCCAACUGAUCUACAGGGACUGGUGUCUUUAAGAGAAUUAAAUUUAAAAAGAAAUCGUCUGAGAAAAUUACUCGGAUUUCAAAAUGCGCCAAAAUUACAAAAACUAUACCUUGGAAAUAAUGAUUUGCAAAGUGUAGAAGAUGUAUCUUCGCUGGCUGAAGCUACAUCAUUAAUUGAUGUUUCCCUAGAUGGGAAUCCUGUGGCUUUAGGAGGAGAUUGUACGCCUUUUCUCGUAUCAUACUUGCCAAGUUUACUUACUUUAACAAAUAUGCAUGUGACUGAUCAGGUUAGAAGAGCUGCCAUGGCAUGGCGGGAAAAUAAAGAAGCAGCUCAUGCUGCGUACUGUGCACUAGGUGGUACAGCACAACAAGCUGCACGACGUGAUCAAAUUAUCAAUAAUGCACGCACCAAUUGGGAAUUACUUAGGUCGGAAAACAAAUGUUUCAUGAAUCUUACAGCUUCAAACAAAACUCAUGAAACGGAAAAAGAAUUUGCAAUAGAUGCUUCAACUGUAACACUCGCGCACGAUGGAACGCAGACAAUUGAACCGUCAAAUCUUCCCGAUGUAGUUGUGUCUUUACAGCAUAUUGAAGCUGAAGAUUCCGAUGGAAAAAAUAACAGCAGCGAUAAUAAUAUCAAAGCAAACAUGAUGAACGGUACGAAAGCAUCUCCUAUGAGAAAAUUACAAAGGAGUGCGACAACUCGGAAGUGUUCCGAUAGACGCGUAAACUUUUCAGAUAGAAGCGUUUCUCAAGAUACAGACGCUUCACAUUCAACUUCCACUAGUAGCGAUCUGAGAUUACCACCUAUAUUGCUGCCAAUUAUUUCAUCUUUGGAAAAUGUUAAAUUAGCAGAUAGUAAUGAACCAAUUUUAAAGAGAUGGGAAAGCAUUUCUAGUGUAGAUCCAAUCGUGGACUCAUCGUUUAGUUCAUUGCCGUCUUCAACUAGUGAAAGUGAAGACGAAACAAAUAAGAGACAAGUUAGACGUAUGCCUACAGCUUUAAGGCGACGAGAACAUUUCAGCACUAUGCGUUCUAAAUCCGUCUGUGAUCCAGAAUGUCGUAGAAUGAAAGGUAAUAAGAAUUCUGAUCACAGUGAAAAUGCUAGUAAUAUAUCUACUAGCACAAACUUUGGCUCUGUUGCAAAUUCAUCUACAUCUGGUAGCGAUCACAGUACUAAAGUUUUUAAAAGAGAGGGCUCAAUUAAUAGUCGGAUCAGUAAUAGGAAUAUCAGAAGCGCUACCAUAACACGAAGAAACGAAAGAGCUUCUUCGGCCAGUCGAGCAUCCACUGCUAGAGUGAAGUCCGGAAAGAGUUUAGCUAGCUUAAAAUCAUCAGAACCAGUACUCAAAGCCGUCCCUUCAUCGAAAGAUCGAGAACAAGGUGUAGAUUACCUUGUUGAAGUUUGUGAUGGAGUGGUGAGUGCGUGGGGAGCUGGAGCAGUUAGACGUCUUGCCAGGGACUGGGAUUGGGAAAAAGCACGCUCUGUAUUAAAAGCAGCUUUCCAUUAUGUGCAUUUCAACGCAGUGGCACAAUCUCUUCCAGAAUUGAAAUCAAAGUUUCCAAAUGUUACGCAUAUAUCUUUUCGGGCGACUGGCCUUCAGUGGUUGGGACAGUUACAUGCCCUAGCUGAAUUACGUGGUCUUACCGGAUUAACAGUUUUACCAGAAGGUAACCCAAUACAUGGAAAAUGUUGGCGAGAAUAUGCAGUCUAUAGAUUGGCUCACUGGGGUUUAAAAGAAAUAAACGACGAAGCGGUGACAGAUGACGAAGUAAAAUUAGCAAAUAAAACAUACAAUGGACUCAGUGAUAUAGUUCUGAGAGCUCUUCCCGAUGCUCCUUUGCAACCUCUACUCUCACGGCUCGGCAGAAGUGGCAACAGUUCCGUUAGUGCUAAAGCUUGGUUAAGAGCCGCUGACCCCGCACUGAGAGAUGUAAUAGCUAAAGAAGCUUUACAAUACAAAAAGGGACACGUUUCACAAGAGGACAUGAGUUGGCGAGUGCGUGGUAGAGGUCAAUUGUCACAUGCUAUCGACUUAGCUUGCGGAGCGGCACAAAGAUUACGAGCACUUGAGCUCCAGUGGCCGACAAUCUUAGUCGAGAUGAUUGAAGACAUUUUAAGAGAUUUCUCUGACAUGGAAUCACAUGUAAAGGAUCAAAUGCGACUGCUCAUGGAUUCAACUUAAAAUAAAUUUAAUAGUACCUAACUAAUCCCAACAGUAUUUUAGCUAUUUAAAACAUUAAUUACCUAAUAGAUAUACACAAUUAUUUAUGCCACCAAAACUAUAUACUUAUAUUUAAUAAUACUUACUACGUUUUGAGAUGUUAAUUUAAGUAGAUGCAUAGAUUAUAAUUAUGAUGCCAUUCUUGAGAGGUUUUAAAUACAUUUCGUAUUUCUAAAUACGUAAUACUACAUUCGCAUAUUCUAAAUGUGACAAUUUAUGAAAUACUUAAUCUUCCAACAUUAAGAUAUGAUAGUAAACAAAUCCAGAUAGCUAUCUAUCUAGGGCUGAUUGCAUUCCCAAUUUGGU